AUGAUGGACCGUUUCGUACCUUCGUCGGCUUUCCAGCUGGGUCCGAUCCCUUCUGGUCAGGCGAAUACGCGGCACUUUAUUGCGAAACGAGCAGAGGCGCCCUCCUCGUCCGUCAACAAUGGCGCUCUGGUGGAAACAUCUUGCCAUAGCAACCCCUGCUCCUUGAUCGAGAACUGGACGAGCUCUAACUCUAGCAGCGCGGGGAUGAUGAUGUCCUGUCAGCCUCCAUGCGCUAUUGAAACAACUCCCGGGUACUCCCUCAGCCCAUCCCACUCCCCCAUGGAGACUGUGGCGGACGGAGUCCCCCGUCUAUUCCCCUACGACCAUGGCUGGUCGAGCUCUUUCAUGGCUUCCAGUUCCACCACAAGUCAAUUGAAGCCUGGUCUGCGUCGCCCCCAUGCUGCUGCAUACCACGGCUCCCCAGAUUGGAUCCGUGAGACAGACGGCAGUACUUUCGAUCCUGACCCUUCUUCAUACUCUUCUUCUCAGCCGGGUAUAGAAACUCAGGACCGGUCCGAGGCUCCUGCGGCACUCUACCCUACAACGACCAUAACAACACCAUCGCCAACCCUCUCGAUUUCGUCUCGCCAGCCGAUGCACGGUGGCAAAUCAACCCCUUCUGCUCCAAACCCAGCGACCGAUCGUGAUGAUAUGCAGACAAGCCCAGAUGACACAGAAGGGGAGCCCAACAAUGAUCAACCGUACUCGUGGCUUAUCUACAGAGCUCUACGGUCUGCGCCGGGUAUGAAACUGCCCCUCCAGGAGAUCUACAGUUGGUUUGAGAAGAACACGGCCAAAGGGAAGGACCGGAACUCAAAAGGGUGGCAGAACAGCAUCCGUCAUAACCUGUCAAUGAAUGCGCUACCGCGUGGAAUCUUGCGCACCUCGCCUCGUAUUGGUUUUGAGACUUACAAUGUACUACAGGGCUUUGAAGCGGUUCGGGAGGAAUCCACCCCGGGCAAAAAGGCAGUAAAUUUCUGGCGCCUGACGGAGGAAGCUGUCAAGAAUGGCAUCCAAUCCACAACCCGGUAUAGGAAGCAGGCGAAUUACAAGAAGUCAUUAGGUUCGGACCCACCGGCUCCUCUGCGCCAGCGAUCCGGUGCCAAAGGAGGGAAGGCGACGAAAGUCACUGCCAAGUUUCGAGGACAUCUGAGUCAGGAUGGAAUACGAAAGGAGCGGUGCCGUCAACGACUGGCAUCCCAGCGGCGACUGCAGAAAAGUCUGUACCGCCAGUACUACCACCACCAUCAGCCGCCCACGACGACCGUGUCACCCUUCCAUGUGCCGGGGCCAGCAACGCCGCUGACUCGCCCAUCAAUCGAGCCAUUUGAUUUGGGAAGCGUUGUUGGUUGUGCUGACCCCCCUCCUUGCCCGUCUAUUUUCUGUGACAUGGCGGGGUCGGGAUCGGACUGUCCGGCCAUGGAUACAGGAUUCUUGGGUUGGUGUGGUGUCCUCCAGCAAUUCCCCCAUGGGCUGUUGACAGGCUCCGAAAUCCCCUCGGAUCUCCAGCUUGGGGUAUAG
Aspergillus tanneri is the source of this 1521-nucleotide messenger RNA. RefSeq lists its product as uncharacterized. Bases 1 to 1521 code for a protein of 506 amino acids. Lineage: Eukaryota; Fungi; Ascomycota; Eurotiomycetes; Eurotiales; Aspergillaceae. Gene Ontology annotation, biological process: regulation of transcription by RNA polymerase II. The transcript is spliced from 2 exons. The record is from RefSeq and is a predicted model, not a curated record. Gene Ontology annotation, molecular function: DNA-binding transcription factor activity, RNA polymerase II-specific; protein binding; RNA polymerase II cis-regulatory region sequence-specific DNA binding.